Dibothriocephalus latus is the source of this 561-nucleotide messenger RNA. NCBI's taxonomy places the organism in Eukaryota, Metazoa, Platyhelminthes, Cestoda, Diphyllobothriidea, Diphyllobothriidae. The record is from the annotation of a GenBank genome assembly.
AUGAGCUGGAAGACAAAGACAACAGGUCCCUUCCUUCGACUUCCCCGACCCUACCCUCGAAAGCUUUAUCCCGAAAAACUCCGGCACCCGGAGCAGACCGAUUCCAGAUGCGUCGAUGAACUCAUAAGGGCCCUGCCUAAGCCUCGACCGGGCGCUCGUAUUCUGCACAUUCUUGAAGUGUCAAGUGAAUUUCAAGGAGUUGGGAAUAUACCAUCCAAAUGUAAAGAUCUGAACCCUUAUUACUGCCAAAAGCGGCAACUUAACCCAUGUGCUUCCUUCCACUGCAGGUCCUACCAACCGCCACCCAUCGCCUAUUGGGCUGAUCCUCGCAGUUUUAUGACGCUUCUGGUGCAUCCCAAGAUGUUUAAAAAUCACUCGCCAACCUUUGUAGCCACGGCUUUUAACCGCCUUCAUGCCGCGCUUACCUGGCCGGAGAAAGUCUUCCCAAAGUUCCCAAUAGCUACCUAUCGUCAGGAGGCGAAAGCCCUGUCAAGCUUCAAGCGGCCUGCCGGCAUGAUAGGCGGAAAGUACUCCAGAAUCCGGAAACCACGGGGGUCUUAG